Messenger RNA from Corapipo altera (White-ruffed manakin), 1440 nucleotides. RefSeq names its product C-type lectin domain family 2 member L-like. The annotation marks the transcript as partial. The transcript is spliced from 6 exons. The record is from RefSeq and is a predicted model, not a curated record. NCBI's taxonomy places the organism in Eukaryota, Metazoa, Chordata, Aves, Passeriformes, Pipridae.
CCGCGGGGCAGCGGCUUCGCACCCGUGGAAUGCCGAGGGGGCGGCGGGCGCGGCGGCUCCGCGGAGCGGGGGACGGGAUCCCGCGAAGAUCUGUUCUCCGGUAUCUGGCUCUAGCGAGCGGUGGCUGGAGUCCUUAGUGCUGCUGUCAUUUUAAUUUCGUGUAUUCAGUUUGUAAACCUUUCUUCAGCCAAAGAUUUUCCUGUCUGUCCUUCCCUGGAAGCCUGCCCAUCAGGUUGGCUGUAUUUCCAGAGGAAAUGCUACUACUACCUGUCAGAGAAUGAAGCCGACUGGGACUCCAGUCAGAGCCACUGCUCUUUGCACGGUGCUUCCCUCCUGGUGAUCAAGAAUCAUCAGGAACUGAGUUUUAUGAUGAAGAUAACAAAGCAAGACCCAUGGAUUGGACUCUAUAAAAGAAAUGAAGAGUUCUUUUGGGUGAAUGGAAAAGCAUUAGACAAUGAACUAAUUGAGGUAAAAGGCUCUGGAAACUGUGCCUAUCUUGAGUCAAAAGGAGUCUCAGCCUCUGGAUGUUAUUUAACCAGAAAGUGGGUCUGUAGCUUGACCAUUAACUCAGCGCGAUGAAGUUGGAUGAAGCCACCCCCUGACAUUUUCACCUAUCUCUGAUGUGGUGUCUACACAGGCUGUGUCAAUACUCUGCAACCUGGGAACAUGUCUCAGCUCCUGCCUGAAGGUUGGUUUGUUUUCCCAUCAGUGUCAUCUAUGGAGAGAGUCCAAAAAUAGGAAAUUUUGGUUCUGAAAGGGGGGUUGGAGAAACUGUGUGCACAGUAGGUUAUAAUGAAAGAUCUUCUGUAAUCUGACUCUUAAGAGGUGCAGUUACCAUUCUCUUCUGUGAUGUUAAGAAACAAAGGGUCAAGCUAUAAACUCACUUUACUCAUAGUAGGGUCUGAUGAAGUACUUCAAUAGCCAUUUUUUUUCUUUUUAAAUCAGUGACUGCUUAAAAAGUAGGUAAGAGCUUCAGUAAGGCCCUGCAAAAACGUGUGUAAUUACAUGACCAAUAGCAAGAAUGCUCAAAUAGUAGAUGUUUCAUGAAUGUUUUUUAAACCUAAACACCACUACGAAUCUAAGAGGGAACAAACCAAUCCUCUUCCCCACACGUGCUGCACUGAGUUUGGGGGAUUUUUGUUUUUCUUGUUUCCUUUUACAUAACAGCAGUUUUUCAAAUGAGCUGCUGAUGCUGCAUUUUGGAGGGUAAAUAUGUGUCAGGGAUUUUUUGUUUGAAGGGAAGUCACUGAAGGUACAGUUUGCUUUUUAAUCUGUAGCCCCAGAGUCCUCUAUUCUUUCAAAAGGAUUUGUUUCUCUCAUUGCUUAUAAGGACUUUAAUUCCAGUCUGUGUGAUCUUUGUUAGAGUAACACGUUCAAUUCAUUAAAUUUGUUCUUUUUUUCAAAUAUAUGGAUGUAAUAAAGGCACUAAGUCAGACUGCU